AUGUUGAGUGGAUCUGCGGCUUCCACUGACACUCCAGAAACUGAGGAUGAAACUUUGAAAAAGCUCUACCAUAAGUUACAUAGCGACUUUGGAGACAUCAUUACUGAUGGCAAGAAGCAGAACUUUGACUCGCUUACUGCGAAGCCACACAAGCUUUUCUUUGUUGGCGGUGCUUCCAGGAAUACCAGUAUAGUCCGCAAAAUGGCUUCGAUCAUGGGAUCUACAGCUGGCAAUUUCCAAGUGGAAAUUCCUAACGCUUGUGCCCUCGGAGGAGCCUACAAAGCUAGUUGGAGUAAGGCCUGCGAGCAGCAAAACGAGUGGUUGGACUACAACGAGUAUAUCAAAAAGCACUACGAUUUCAAAGAGGUCAACAUUUUGGACAUCAAGAGCAAAUGGGAAAAUUACUUCCCUGCAAUGGGCCUUUUGGCUAAAAUGGAACUGAAUCUCAAGCACGACUAA
This is a messenger RNA of Candidozyma duobushaemuli, 459 nucleotides long. RefSeq lists its product as uncharacterized. The transcript has a single exon. Bases 1 to 459 code for a protein of 152 amino acids. The record is from RefSeq and is a predicted model, not a curated record. Lineage: Eukaryota; Fungi; Ascomycota; Pichiomycetes; Serinales; Metschnikowiaceae.